UAGUGCAUUGCGUAGCACUUUAGGGAGCUAGAAAGAGAAGAGAUAAAACUGCAGAAUAUAUUUGCGGACUAAGAGAGAGAGAGAGAGAGAGAGAGACAGAACUUGGGACAGUGCAAUUUUUUUAUUUGAGGUUGCUUGCUGUUCUGCUGGCUUUUGAUUGAGGAUCUUUUCGAGUGAGAGAUAAAAAGGAUCUGGGAAUAUCAAAGUGCUUUGUGCUUGUUUUAUUUGGUAUCAGAUUGCCUGAUAUCGUGGUGGUUUGAUCGGUUGUCUGGAAACGCCGCGGGAAGAAACAGCACAAACGAGUUUGAGGCGACAAAGCGACAAGCCCACGCAUAUACAGAAUUCAGAGAGAUUUGCGGAAUUCUCUGGAUACGAAUUCGGAAAACCUCGCCAUGAGUGAUCUCGACAGAGCAAUUGAAUUGCUGAAAGACUGCAAGAUAGUACCGGAGGAGCAGGUGCGGGACAUUUGUUUGCGAGCGCAGGAGCUGCUGAUUGAGGAGCGGAAUAUUGAGGUUGUUGAUACGCCUGUUACGAUUUGUGGGGAUAUUCAUGGACAGUUUCAUGAUCUGAUAACGUUGUUUGAACAUGGUGGACAGUGUCCCGACACAAAUUAUCUGUUUCUAGGCGACUUUGUCGACCGAGGGUUCUACUCUCUCGAAUCAUUUCUGCUUCUGCUAUGCCUAAAAGUACGGUACCCCGACCGAAUAACGCUGAUCCGCGGCAACCACGAAUCCCGCCAGAUCACGACCGUGUACGGAUUCUACGACGAGUGUAUUCGCAAGUACGGCUCCGCGAACGUGUGGCGGUCGUGCUGCGACGUGUUUGAUUACCUCGCGCUCGGCGCGCUCGUCGGCGGCUCCGGAGGCGUGUUUUGCGUGCACGGCGGGCUGAGUCCGGCGGUCGACAAGCUCGAUCAGAUAAGGCUGAUUGAUCGGAAACAAGAGGUGCCGCAUGAGGGCGCGAUGUGCGACUUGCUCUGGUCGGAUCCAGAUGAUAUCGAGGGCUGGGGCGUGUCGCCGCGAGGGGCGGGCUACUUAUUCGGCGGCGACAAGGUGAAGGAGUUCAACCACGAGAACGACAUUUCGCUGAUUGCGCGCGCGCACCAGCUGGUGAUGGAAGGCUACAAGGAGAUGUUUGACGGGGAGAUUGUGACGGUGUGGAGCGCGCCGAAUUACUGCUACCGGUGCGGGAACGUUGCCGCGAUUCUGACGAUUGACGACGGGCUGGGGCGGACGUAUGAGAUCUUUGAGGCGGCGCCGCAGGAGUCGAAGGGGAUGCCUGCGAAGAAACCCGCUGCGGAUUACUUUUUGUGAAUGAAUGCUCUGUUUUUGGCUGGCGUUUCUUUGGUUGUAUUAUUGUUGAUAUAGUAAUGGCUGCUGUGUUUGUUGUUGAUAUAGUAAUGAAAUGCUUCUGUAUUGUUGUCAUAAUGCCGGUGUCUGCAGUUAAGAGCCAAACCUUGUUUCUUCCGAGCCAACCUUAAACCGA
Molecule: messenger RNA, 1485 nt
Organism: Myxozyma melibiosi
Lineage: Eukaryota; Fungi; Ascomycota; Lipomycetes; Lipomycetales; Lipomycetaceae
Product: Metallo-dependent phosphatase-like protein
Exons: 4
Coding region: 393-1313 (306 amino acids)
Biological process (GO): double-strand break repair via homologous recombination
Cellular component (GO): nucleus; cytoplasm
Molecular function (GO): protein serine/threonine phosphatase activity
Source: RefSeq, a predicted model, not a curated record